AUGAUCUUCCGCUCAGCACACCCCCCGAUCUCAGUGCCAUUGGAUGUCACGCUGUGGGACUGGCUUUUCGACUCACCGUCAUCUCCCCUCUCGCAGCACGAGGGCGCCAAUCUGGGGGGAUUCACGAAUGCCAUUACGAAAGAGCGCAUUCGCUAUGACCAGUUCAAAGAAUAUGCCUCGUUUAUUUCCACGGCUUUAGUCCAGGAUUUCAAGCUUGCUCCCGGGAACACCGUCGCCCUCUUCAGCCAUAACACGGUCUGGUAUCCCGUUGCUAUGUUUGCGACCACUCGCGUUGGCAGUGUGAUGUCUGGUGCAUCGCCAGCUUACAAUGUCGAAGAAAUGACCUACGCCCUGAAAACCGCCGAUGCGAAGAUCCUGAUGACUGCUGCGUCUUCGCUUUCGGUCGCCAUUCCCGCCGCGGAGAACGCAGGGAUCCCCAAGGACCGCAUUAUACUCCUAGAAGGCGAGAAGGAGGGGUUCACGACAAUCCAUGAUUUGAUCGCUCUGGGGAAAAAGAAGGGCGCUGCCAAACAGACUCCGCCUUAUAAGUUUCGCCAAGGAGAAACUAACAGGGACCUCUGUAGUUUUCUCAGCUUCAGUAGUGGCACCACUGGCCUCCCGAAGGCUGUCAUGAUCUCACACCACAAUGUUAUUGCCCAAUGUAUGCAGGUCGAGCCGCUAUCACAGAAAGACCAUACAAGAGUCCUUGCUGUGCUGCCUCUGUUUCAUAUCACUGGCCUCGUGCACCAAAUGCACCUUCCCGUCCUUCGCAAUGCAGAAGUAUACAUGCUGCCCGCCUUUACCAUGAAGUCGAUGCUCGACACGGUCGUCACCUAUAAAAUCCAAGAGCUCCUCCUCGUCCCACCCAUCCUCAUCCGACUCCUCCGCGACCCCCUCGUGAAGGACUACGAUCUGUCGCACGUGCAGAAGUUCUCCUCCGGCGCCGCCCCUCUCUCCGCCGAGGUCACGCAAGAGCUGCAGCGACGCUUCCCGGGGACAGGGUUCAAGCAAGGCUACGGGAUGACGGAGUCCUGCAGCUGCAUUACCGCCCACCCGCUGGAGAAAUCGACGUACGAGUACGCGCACCGCGUCGGCACCAUCGUCGCGAACACGGAGGUCAAGAUCGUGGACCCGGAGACGGGCGCCGAGCUCGGCGUCGGCGAGCAGGGCGAGAUUCUCGCGCGGGGGCCCCAGAUCGUCAUGGGGUAUCUCAAUAACGAGAAGGCCACCCGGGAAACAUUCGACGCGGAGGGCUGGCUGCACACGGGCGACGUGGGGUUCAUUGACGAGGAAGGGUUCAUCACCAUCACCGACCGAAUCAAGGAGAUGAUCAAAGUCAAAGGGAUCGCGGUGGCGCCGGCCGAGCUCGAGGAUCUGCUCCUCGGGCAUCCGGCGGUGGAAGACGCGGCCGUGAGUCCCAUUUCCGACGAUUAUGCGGGGCAGCGGCCCAAGGCGUACGUCGUUUUGAAGCCGAGCGUGCGUCAGGGGAAGGAGCCGCACGCACUGCUUCCUGUCUUGCGUCAGAUUCUGGAAUAUGUGCGGGCAAAUAAGGUGCGGCAUAAAUGGGUCACCGAGGUGGAAUUGGUGAGUGAGAUUCCCAAGAGCGCGAGUGGGAAGAUUCUGCGGCGCGUGCUGCGGCGCUUGGAGCAGGACAAGGGGCCUGAAGGGCGGAUCAUCUUCAAGCAGGACGAGACAAAAUCAAAGCUGUAG
This is a messenger RNA of Penicillium chermesinum, 1710 nucleotides long. RefSeq names its product acyl--CoA ligase. Lineage: Eukaryota; Fungi; Ascomycota; Eurotiomycetes; Eurotiales; Aspergillaceae. The coding region runs from base 1 to 1710 and encodes 569 amino acids. The transcript is spliced from 5 exons. Gene Ontology annotation, molecular function: CoA-ligase activity. The record is from RefSeq and is a predicted model, not a curated record.